GAGAAACAGCGCCCCCUUGUUUAUGUGUAGGAAACGCGAUGGGAUGUGUGAGGACUACUCAGUGGCUAACGAUAGCAAGGUACACAAACAGGGAAAUUAAUCAUUUUUCUCUCCUUUGAUAUUCGGGAGGUCUAAAGAAAGCUCCAGAAGGAUUGAUAAACUCCCCUUUUCCCACCACAUUCCCACCAAGGAGGGAAACGAGAACGAAAGACUCCCGAUAAUCCCGCGAAGAGGGGAGCGGCCUUGCUUUUUUAGCCGGCUUCCCGGCGCAGCUCUGACGGCUAGCACUGUCACCAGAGCCCGGUGCUUCCGCUGGCUUGUUCGGCUCCACACGGAUAGAACCGCGGCGGCUUCGAUAUUAUUUUUGUUUCGGACGCCACCAUCUGCUCGUCCGCACGCUAGCUCCCCUGUCUAGGAGCGGGUGUCGGCGUUUCUCUCCGAGGAGGAGCUUUCGAAGCCGAGGCGGCCUGUUUUGUUUUCGAGCCGCCGUGAAUCUCUGCGAACAAUAACACAACCAUAACGAGCCUGCUGGGGCUGCACCGAGUGAGGAAAUAGGAGCCACUGACGCCCCGGUGUGGGGUAAUUGAUGCUCUGUGUGACACCAGCUCAACUCGGGACAGGCAUGCAUGUGGACUAUGGGGAUAUCAUGGGAGUACGAUUGCAAACCGGGCCACUUUGUCACAGAGUAGCCUGCUUGAAUCUCGGAGCUGCUAGCUAGUUAGCUAGCCAGCUGUGUCUGUGAGAAGCGUUAAAAAGGCCACUGGCGACGGAAGGAGUGCCUCACGAUGCUUUGUCUUAAUUUAAAUUACGUAUGGGAAGGAAACGAACCGAAACGGUGCGCAUGAAGCUGCAUUUUAAUGCAAACAAAUCUCCGAUCGGAGGCUGCGGUGAUUUCAAAGCUAAGACAGCGCAUUGAAGAUGGAUUGGAUGUGACUGGGGAUGACUAAACCUGGAUCUUCACUCUUCAUGUGGGAUUUAUCUAGCAACCGGGAACUGAAGCCGUGACAUCCACCUAUAUGCCCCCUUCAAAGCCCCCACCGGACUCCCUUGAUAAAAACAGUAAUUUUAUCUCACGGGAAGCGGGAGCUGCGGGUAGUUUGUUUAUCCUCUUGUGUGACUUUGGUGUGUUUUUAUUAACGUAUUAAUACAUCUGGAGCGCCGGGCCCAGACAGCUGAGAUGAACCCGGUGAAUGCGACCUCUCUCUUCGUGUCUGCGAGCCGGUCGGUGCUGCAGUGCGACCCCCGAGACCCCCGGGCUCUUGCGGAGCUCUGCAAGCUCCUGCCGUUUUUCCGCCAGUCCCUCUCCUGCUUGGUCUGCGGCAACCUGCUGCAGGACCCCAUCGCUCCCACCAACUCGUCAUGUCAGCAUUACGUCUGUCGAGGCUGUAAGGGUCAGAGAAUGCAGCUGAAGCCGUCCUGCAGCUGGUGCAAGGACUAUUCCCGCUUCGAGGAAAACCGGCAGCUCUCUUUGCUCGUCCACUGUUACAGGAAGCUCUGUCUCUACAUCACACAGUCGCCACUUGCACCACACAUAGCCAGCGCUGCCAGUGACUCACCUGACCUGCAGGCUAUCCUCAAUGAGGGCCUGACAUUGGCGGAGAGUGAGCCAGAAGCGGAGGAUGUCUCAGACUCUGUUCGUUUGUCACAGACGGUGUCGACCUCUGAGGUGGGUCAGCCCGAUGGCGGUCCAGCAACAAAGGAGCUCAAGGUGGAAGAACCGAGCCCCGUGGGCUUUAACGGACUGCAUGACUGUAACGGCCUGGUCAGCUCAGACAGACUGCACCCCAUCACCACGAAGCAGGAGAGCUUCUCAGAGGAGAUCCCAGUGUGCAUGAGUGUUACAGGCACUUCAGAGACGGGACUUUGUGACAUCGGCGCUUUCGGGGAUGACCUGAAACACGGCGGGGGGCCACUACUGUUGAGUGUAGAGGAGGUGCUCAGAACUUUAGAGACGGAGUCUGACCCUGACCCUUCACCUGAGCCCAACUCUCAGCCAGGCUGCCACCCCUCUGUACCUCAGUCUAGCCGAAACGGGCCUCACUGCCCAUCAGGCCAAGACUCAUCCCGCCUCAUCGCCUCCCUCCCUUCAGAGAACAGCUCCCGUCGCCUCCAACCACACCCGCAGCCCUCACUGCAGCCCCCUCCUCAGCCCUCUGCAGUCACCCCCCGUAUACCGCUUCGCUGCCACCGCAAACGCUCCCGCUCAGAAAGCGACAGCGAGAAGGUGCAGCCCCUCCCUAUUUCCAGCCUCCUACGAGGGCCCCCCAUUGGUGCCAACAGUUCCCCCCACCACCCCAACCCUGGUGCCACCACCAAACAGGAACCUAAGUUCCCUGCAGCAACGCCUCACCCCCACCUAGCCCCGGUACCUAAUGGCAGCACCCCAAAGGUGGGUAAGACUGUACUUGUCCCCAACAAGGCUCUGAAAAAGACUGUGGAGCACCAUGGUGCCGCCAAGAAGUCGUACACCAAGGCCAGGCAAGGGGCCCCCAAACCCCGCACGCAGCCCCGUGACAGAGUACCCCCUCACCCUCACGCUCACCCCCUCACACACCCACCCAGCCCCUCGAAGCCACUGUACAAGAAGCCUGUGGAGAAGAAGGGCUGCAAGUGCGGCCGGGCUACCCAGAACCCCUCAGUGUUGACCUGUAGGGGGCAACGCUGCCCCUGUUACUCAAACCGCAAGGCUUGCCUGGACUGCAUCUGCCGCGGCUGCCAGAACUCGUACAUGGCCAAUGGCGAGAAGAAGCUGGAGGCCUUCGCCGUGCCAGAGAAAGCUCUGGAGCAGACCCGGCUCACGCUGGGCAUCAACCUCACCAGUAUCGCCGCAGCGGCCCUGCGCAGCCCGGCCACCAGCUCCCCGGGCAACACCCUCCUCAACGUCACCACAGCCACGGGGGCGCCUGUCACAGCCGCCUUCCUAUCUGGGGCGGGGCACGACAACCGGGGCUAUGACGAUUCGCUGGAGAUGCGGUUUGACUGUUGAGGUCCGGCCCCCCCUCCCCUUCCGCGGUCAGUAGUCACACACAUUCCCCCACCCCUACCACCACCACCGCCGCCCCUCCCUCACCCUGCUGGGUGGCGUCACCCAUCGGUUCGUACAGCGGCGGAGCCAGAACAAAGGCAGCUACAGUGACAGGCGGCAGCGAGGGUCACCAGCUGAAGCUGAGGAGGCGCCCUCCAUCCAAACGCCCGAAACUGCACCAUGCUUGUGGUCUUGCAUACAGAGAAGAGAAGAAGAAAGAGGAGAUGUAGCGUUACUGUAUGUGCAGAGAUUUCAUUUCAGUGGGUAUAGAGGGGUUUAUUUUGUUGUUGUUUUCUUCUCUACUAUGGGUAAUAUGUAGAGCAUGUUGUGUAGCUAAGUCGGGCGUGCUGACCACGGUCACACGGCUCUCAGCGUGUGUGUAUGUGUCUGUGUGUCCAUGUCUGUGUGUGUGUGCGUUGAGCAUGUGAGUGUGUAUGGGAGGGUUUUAUUUGAAGAUGAACCUUACUAGCAGGAAUGGAGACAUCGUCACCACCACCUUCAUCAGAGACUGGUGUAAUUUAUAUAUAAGAGAGAACCUUUUGUACAUGGACUUAUCGGUUUCCAUUUAAGAAGACGUUUUAUGAUAUAUUUUAUAAGUUACUUUAAAUCCAAUGGAAGCCGAUGUAAAGCGGGGAGAUGUCUGCAUUCAACCAGAAUGUUUUCGCACUGGUAAAAGUAGAUUUUGUAAACCACCAGAAAUAAAAGCUCUUAUACGUAAGGAAUAAAAAUGAUUAAAACCACCAGCCGAGUUUUGAUUACGUCUUUUGAAUGUUUAAAGAUCCUGAAGCUUGGGGAAGGUUGGAUGAUUUGGUGAGUUUUGAGGCAGGAAGAUGGUAAAACUUCAGCACUUAUCCCACUUUUUUUUUUUUUAAAUGUUUUGUUGUUGUUCUUACUUGUGUAUAAAAACUCUGGUUGAUUGCAGGCCCUGUGCACUGCUUUUCCACAAGUUUUUUUUGGUUUCUGGAAGCUACACACUUGCUGCUAAAUACUACAAAGGACUCAAAAGGAGGAGAGCACACCUGUUUUCCUUGUCUUGUUUUGUUUUCUUUUAAAUAAAAAUGCGUUAACAACAUUUGCAGUAUUUAUUGGACGUCUCCUAACGUAGAGGUUACGUGUUGGGCACCAGUUUGUUUCCGGUUAAGUUCUUGUCGUCGUCCUCUUCUUAGCGUUAGUUUCUGGUGUCUCCAAAAAGGUUUUUGUUCUCCCUCUGGGCAUUUAAAUACCUGUAAUAUAACUGUAACAUAUUUCCACAAAAAAGAAAGAAAAUCAGAAACUUACAAAGUGUUGUGUGGUUAUUUGUUUCUACCCUUUAUCACUGAGAUUAAGCAUGUUGAAAGUAUUUAUUGAUCUGUCGGCACUGCCGAAGUUAGGCAGUAGAGGGCAGUGUUGGACCUAAUGCUGCAGUAAUUAUUUGGCACCAGCAACAUGCCUUGGCUAGAAAGCAGUUUUGAGCCACUUUGACUGGACUACAGAUGUAACUGUAAAUGCCUUUGUAGUAAUAAACCUUUUUGAUGUAAAGGUUAAAACAGCAAGCACAUUUUAUAAAUUUAGACCCACAGGAAUGAUUUUGAUUCAAUGAAACUUGGCUUUAAUUGUGACUGUGGGAACAAUCCAGUUCUCUAAAACGUGGCAAUGCUCUCUUCACGUAAUUUUAUAUCAGUAAUGUUUAGGUUACCAGUGGUUUAUUCUGCUACGUGAUUUGCAGAGAAGUAUCAAUUCUAAGUAAGAUAAGAUCAACUUGUCCAAAGGUUUGGAUAUUCUUUUGUUACAACAGUCAAAAAUCAGCUUGAACACAACAAAUGUAGAACAAAUAGCUUAAUGAGUAGAAUGUAGUACGUAAAAGAAUAUGAGAGAACAACUACGUUUAUUUUGUCUAAUAUUGUCAAAACAAAUCUGAAAUCAAUGUAAAUAUCUUGACGUUAUACAUAAAUAACAAAUAGUGCAAUAAAGUGACUUUGUGUUGUCACAUUACAGGGUUAAAAUAAACUUAAAUAAACAACCUUAGAAAUUUUCUUGUAAAACUUCCUGAUAAAAAAUGUCGUGAAAAAUAAAUAAAAUCCCAGAUUUUAUUCAUGUCAAGGUUUAUAUUCUACACAGCUCAUAAAGAAUUGACUGGAUAUCAGGAAAUCUUUAAUGGAAGACUUUAAUGUAAUUAAAAAUUUAAAAACAAUUUAACUGCCAUCCACAAAGUCUAGUUUAGAAGCAAGUGUUGCUACUUGGUAGCAUUCUUCUUAUUACACGAGUUUAAAGCAUUUUCAAAAUGAACCGUAUUAUCAUUCCUCAAAUUUACUAAACAAAUGCCUUUAUAGAAUCACUAGUAAAAAUUAUUUAAAAGAGAAUUUAAAAAGGUUGUCAACAUAUCCCCAAAAUGUGAUUUUAAAGAACUUUUAUUGCCUAGAAGUUAAACAAUCACACACUACAUAUGUGUGUGUGUAGAAAUUAUUAAUUGCAAUUUCUGUUCUUUAUCCAGAUGUUUACAUCCUUUCUCAGUAAUCUUUCAUAUCUCAAUAUUCGCAUUUUUGUGGAUCAUGUUUACAACUGUCAGUCGAGUGAGAACAAGUCUCCAAUAUAAUAUGUUCUGCUAUUUACCAAAGCUUGUUAAAUACUUCUAUUACAAAC
Molecule: messenger RNA, 5644 nt
Organism: Haplochromis burtoni (Burton's mouthbrooder)
Lineage: Eukaryota; Metazoa; Chordata; Actinopteri; Cichliformes; Cichlidae
Gene: msl2b
Product: MSL complex subunit 2b
Exons: 3
Coding region: 1178-2986 (602 amino acids)
Cellular component (GO): MSL complex
Molecular function (GO): ubiquitin protein ligase activity
Source: RefSeq, a predicted model, not a curated record